UCGCUCCAUUUUUCUCUCUUCUCCACAGUUCCCGAUUUUCCCUCUCCUUAAAUCUACGCACUCUGGCUCACGUAAUCCUCCGCUAUUCUGCAUCCAUUGCGCACGUUACCAAGCACUAUAACUCUGCUGCCCUCUUAUUCUCUACUAUGGCCUCUCUAUCUUCCCCGCCAACCCAAAACACCAUCGUCCAACCGGGACGGAUCCGGGUCAUCAAAGAAGGAUCCAGAGGGCAAGUGGGCGGUGGUCCUGUUGUUUACUGGAUGUUUAGAGAUCAACGACUUCAAGACAACUGGGCUUUGAUCCAUGCCGUUGAUCAGGCUAACAGGAGCAAUGUGCCUGUAGCUGUGGCAUUCAAUUUGUUUGAUCAGUUCUUGGGGGCCAAAGCAAGACAAUUAGGGUUUAUGUUAAGGGGUUUGUGUCAGCUUCAAAGUCAUAUUGAAGAGACACUUCAGAUCCCAUUUUUCUUGUUCCUGGGAGAAGCUGAAGAGACUAUACCAGCAUUCUUAAAAGACUGUGGGGCUUCACUUUUAGUUACUGAUUUUUCACCUCUUAGACAAUUUCGUACAUGCCAAGAUGAAAUUUGUAAGAGAGUAAGUGAUUCAGUGACCAUACAUGAAGUUGAUGCUCAUAAUGUUGUACCUAUUUGGGUGGCGUCAGAGAAGUUGGAAUACAGUGCUAGGACUUUAAGGGGUAAGAUAAAUAAAUUGCUACCUGAGUACCUCAUUGAUUUCCCAAUGUUACAACUGCCGAAGAACAAGUGGGUUGCAGCUACAAAGCAGUCAAUUGAUUGGAAUGAUCUCAUUGACAAUGUUUUGAGGAAAGGGGCAGAAGUUCCUGAAAUCAAAUGGUGUGAGCCAGGAGAAGAUGCAGCAAUGGAAGUGUUGAUGGGAAGUAAAGAUGGAUUCUUGACGCAAAGGUUGAAGAAUUAUUCUACAGAUAGGAAUAACCCACUAAAACCUAAAGGGCUCUCCGGUCUGUCUCCAUAUCUUCAUUUUGGGCAGAUUUCUGCACAGCGGUGUGCCUUGGAGGCACGUAAAGUGAGGAAUCUUAGCCCUCAGUCAGCCGAUGCAUUUUUGGAGGAGUUGAUUGUGCGUAGAGAACUUGCGGACAACUUUUGCUUUUACCAGCCCAAUUAUGAUUCCAUACAUGGGGCAUGGGAGUGGGCACGUAAGACCUUGGCUGACCAUGCUUCUGACAAGCGAGAACAUAUUUACUCGAAAGAGCAAUUAGAGAAGGCACAGACAGCUGAUCCUCUUUGGAAUGCUUCUCAGCUGGAGAUGGUUUGCCAUGGGAAGAUGCAUGGUUUCAUGCGUAUGUAUUGGGCGAAAAAGAUUCUUGAGUGGACAAGAGGGCCUGAAGAAGCCCUUGCGAUAUCCAUAUAUCUAAAUGACAAGUAUGAGAUAGAUGGGAGGGAUCCAGGUGGAUAUGUUGGUUGCAUGUGGUCAAUAUGUGGCAUCCACGAUCAGGGUUGGAAAGAGCGACCGAUUUUUGGGAAAAUACGUUAUAUGAACUAUGCAGGCUGCAAGCGGAAAUUUAAUGUUGAUGGAUACAUCACUUAUGUCAAGAGAAUUGUGGGCGACAUUAAGAAGAGAAAAGCGGAAAAUGAGCUCCACAAAACAAUGAAGGAGCUCCCCAAACCAAUGAGUCGCCGCUGAACCCCAACAACCUUCACAACUGGCGCGGUGCAGCUAACAUCUGAUGGUGCGCCAAAAACAUAAUAUCCAAAAGAUCAAACCAGGAUGCCAUAACAUCUUAUCACUAUCAUAUAUAGUACGGGAACUCAUUGUUUUCAGUUUCAAAAUUAGAUUGAUUUUUUUUUUCAGUUUUAUUUAGUAAAGCAAUAUUUAUACACGUAGUCAGUUUCUCU
This is a messenger RNA of Populus trichocarpa (black cottonwood), 1867 nucleotides long. Its product is annotated as deoxyribodipyrimidine photo-lyase. The record is from RefSeq and is a predicted model, not a curated record. Lineage: Eukaryota; Viridiplantae; Streptophyta; Magnoliopsida; Malpighiales; Salicaceae. Gene Ontology annotation, molecular function: deoxyribodipyrimidine photo-lyase activity. The transcript is spliced from 10 exons. Gene Ontology annotation, biological process: photoreactive repair. Bases 147 to 1655 code for a protein of 502 amino acids.